CUUACGACCUGGUCGAUCGGGCCGAAUCUCCAGCACUAAUUGGUGUAUCAUCUAGGUAGUUACUCCGUACGAUCUACAACCAUCUACGCAAUCUCUCCCACUCCCACCCAAAUUCCAAUUCCAAUUCCAAUUCCAAUUCCAAUUCCAAUUCCAAUUCCACCAUGUCCACCCCAAUCCGCCCCUCCAGUCCAUCCCGCACUUCUGUCCUUCUCUCCAACCUGGCCUCCGUGACCUCCCGCGUCAACGCCGCUGCCGCCAAACGCACCACUACCACCACCACCGACCCCUCCAUCCCCCCACGUCUAAUCGCCGUCUCUAAACUCAAACCCGCUUCCGACAUCCUCUCCCUCCACCAACACCCCACCACCCAUCACCACUUCGGCGAGAAUUACCUUCAAGAGCUAACCGAGAAAUCACGUCUCCUCCCGCCCACCAUCAAAUGGCACUUUAUCGGCGGUCUGCAAUCCAACAAAUGCGUCACUCUCGCCCGGGACGUCCGCGGCCUCUGGGCGGUUGAGAGCGUUGAUUCCCAGAAGAAGGCUUCUCUGCUCGAUAAGGGCUGGGGCGAGCGGUCCGAGGAAGUCCGCGCCACGAACCAUGAGGACCGGCUGCGCAUCUUUGUUCAGGUGAAUACCUCCGGCGAGGAGAAUAAGUCCGGCGUGGAACCGGGCAGCGAUGCCGUGGAUUUGUGUCGCUUCAUUCGUGACAAGUGUCCCCGGUUGCGGCUGCAGGGUGUCAUGACGAUUGGGGCUAUUGCACGGUCCAAGGCUACGACGCCCGAGAAUGAGAAUGAGGAUUUUGUCUGUCUGAGGGACACGAGGGAUCGGGUCGUCGCCGAAUUGGGGCUCGUCGGAGAGGAUGCCCGCUUGGAAUUGAGUAUGGGGAUGAGUGAGGACUUCGAGGGCGCUAUUGCCCUGGGUAGUGAUGAGGUGCGCGUCGGAACUACCAUCUUCGGGGAGCGGCCGCCCAGAGAUCAGGCCAAGGUCAUCUGAGCUGGGUCGACCCUGCAGGGAUCCCGGGCUUUUGUGUAACGAUUCACGACAUGUAUACUACACAGUGGAGGAAGAAAAGAUAACCAAAGAAUCAAAACGGAAAGCGAAAGAAACCGGUGCAUCUCCAAUGCCCGGUUGCCGUCUUAUGUUGCGCUCGCUGCCUGUACAUUAAGAAAAACAAAGAACAGCUUUCCGCUUGUCCCAGGUAUAUACGUGGUUGAUAUCAAUAACAAAUACACCCCCGUCGACAAGCAGGUAAUGGAGUAAGAAGAAUGGAAAACACGGGAUUACAAGUGAACGACUCCGGGCAUCAUCGUCCGGUGUCCCAUCGCUCGCCUUGCGACAGUUUCUGCUCCAUCUGUUUUGCCAGCGCCACCGGCACCGAUUCCUGCGUCGCUCGGAUCGUGGCUCGGAACAU
Aspergillus sclerotioniger CBS 115572 is the source of this 1410-nucleotide messenger RNA. RefSeq names its product YggS family pyridoxal phosphate enzyme. Gene Ontology annotation, cellular component: intracellular anatomical structure. Lineage: Eukaryota; Fungi; Ascomycota; Eurotiomycetes; Eurotiales; Aspergillaceae. Gene Ontology annotation, molecular function: pyridoxal phosphate binding. The record is from RefSeq and is a predicted model, not a curated record. The coding region runs from base 162 to 992 and encodes 276 amino acids. The transcript has a single exon.